GAGAGAGAGAGAGAGAGAGAGAGAGAGACCUACUAAAAACCAAACCACUGCAUUGCUCUCUUGGUCUUUGACCGAUGUGAGAUGCCAGACUGGAGAUUGUAUCAGUACAAUAAAGGCUCCUGGGUUCCAUAAUCAUACGCAAAAAUCGGCUUUCAUCCAGCAUGUUACCCAGCCCAAGUAACAGCAGGUAGAAAGGUAUAGAGAACCCAGAAGGCGUGAAGGGUUAAAGGCAUCAUCGCAGCCAUUAGAGGGAAAAGUUGAAGCAAUGCAAGCCCAGUAGACUCCUCUCCCUUCCUCCCCUCCCCUUUUCCAAACUCCCCACUUCCUAAGCCGGAUCAGCGUUCAGGGAGGACAGUCAUCAUCACGCAAUCCUGAGCAGCUGGAGCUGACGUUGGACGGAGCUGCCAGGUAGCUGAAAAAAAGGCAGAGAAGGCAGCUGAUACCCACUUUUCAACGAUUCUUUUUUUUUUUUUUAGUCUGGGUUUGGACUUCAAGCAUCACAGCGCCCGAGCCAGCUGAUCUGAACCCUUAGUGUAUUGCAAUACCCUCUCUUCCCAAAGAAAAGAUUCCACUGAGUAGCAGAAUGCUCGCAGUGUCGCAGCUAGGGCUAUAGCGGAGAGCCUUUUUGUAAAUUUGUGUGUGCGAUUCCUUUCUUUGAAGUCACCUUUGGUUUUUGUUACCCUGAUGUGACUUUUGCUUCGCUUUGGAAUGAUGGGGAUCUUUCUGGCUUAUGUUGGAUGCGUUUUCUUUUCCGUUUUGUAUAUUCAACAAGGACUUUCUACCCAAGCAAAAUUCACCGAGUUCCCCCGAAAUGUCACAGCCACUGAAGGGCAGAACGUGGAGAUGUCGUGCGCUUUCCAGAGCGGCUCCGCCUCCGUGUACCUCGAGAUCCAGUGGUGGUUUCUGCGAGCAGCGGAGGAGCAGGAGGCUGGAGGCGAGGUGACGGGCACUCAGGUGGAGCUCUUACCAGAGAGAGACUUGGACAAUGACGGAACAAAGAUAAGCACAGUGAAAGUACAAGGGAAUGACAUCUCCCACAAGCUGCAGAUUUCAAAAGUGAGGAAAAAGGAUGAAGGCUUGUAUGAGUGCAGGGUGACAGAUGCCAACUAUGGAGACCUUCAGGAAUACAAGGCUCAGGCAUUUCUCAAAGUCAAUGCUAACAGCCACUCUCGGCGAAUGCAGGCCUUUGAAGCGUCCCCAAUGUGGCUGCAAGAUAUGAAACCUCGCAAGAACAUCUCAGCAGCUGUUCCCAGUAGCGUCCAUAACUCUUCCAAUCAGCGUCUGCGCUCAACCACCAGCCCCGAAGCAGCAGCUAAAAUCCCAAAACAGAGUCCACAAUCAGGUGCGAGGAUAGCUACAAGCCAUGGACUUUCUGUCCUGCUUCUUGUUUGUGGCUUUGUGAAGGGUGCUUUGCUUUAAUCUAAAAGUGCUGACUUUUUCCAAUAUCACUUUCUCUUCUUAAAGCAAAGAGCAAAUCGCCUGUAAAAUCCACGGAGCGGACAGCAAAGUUGACCCUAACCUCCAACCACCACUCUGCACCCAAUGUACUCUAAUUCUCUACACAUGGAGCACCUUCAGGAAGUACAAAAAACAAAAACAAACAAAUAUAUAUAUUGUUUAAACAUAUAAAUAUAUAUAUGAAGAGGAUACCACAUUUUCUUGAUCUAUAUUAUUUUCUUUGCUGUAUCACUGAUCAUUUAUUUGAAGAGAACUGGUGUGAUGUAAUGGGACAUUUUGUAACUGCAAAACCUAGUUUCCUUUUCUUUCAGUAAGUAGAAGCAUCAUAUCCUUGACUGCUCAGGGGUUGGCUUUCAAGUCAUCAGUAUUAAACAAAUUCACGCUGGAUGAUAUUUGGUUUCCUUUUUUGAAAGAACUGUUACAGCCAUGAGGCAAACAGUGACCAAAAAUAAAUAAAUAAAACCAACAAAAAAUCCCAAGAAAACAAAAUGACUCAGCAUCACCGCUGAUGACAAAAAACACCUCAGAAACUUUGAUGAAAAGCUUAUUUUUUUGUCGGGGUGGGAAAUGCAAAACAAAAAUACCAACAUUGCAAAGCAACUAACAAGACUAGAGGACAUUGUUUUUGAAGACAAGCAAGAAGCACUAUUGAAGGGGUUAUUUUCUUCACUUUUUUGAAUUUUUUCCUUUCCCCCCCCCCUUCCUUUUCCUCCCUUUUCUCUUGGUUUGUUUCUUGUCCAAUGGUGGCAGUUGCUGACUUAGGCCAACUCCUACUGACUGUGUGGUGGUUAUAUAAAUAAAUUUUUUUUGUGUGUGUUCUAUAUUUCGAUGUGUUUUCUCUAAUUUUGCAACUCCUGUAUAUGCAAAACUAACUUCAAUUCUGUAAAUUGCUUACAGUAUGUGUGAUAUAACUUCACAGUAGACAUACCCUGGUCCUCAUGCAAGACAGUUUUUAAUAUUAUCUAUAUGUCGUGCCACCAACAGACAUUUUUCUUUCCUUUUUUGAUGAAGCAUUAUUUUUUAAUUUGUAAUUCAGUACUGUGUGGAUUUUGUAAUACAUGCUUUCACUUCCACUGGUUUGACCCCUUGCAGAUGACAAUGCAGCCCUCUGUUUACUCUGUAAAAUGCACAUUAAAAUUUGUUAUGGUCUCUGAA
Dermochelys coriacea (leatherback sea turtle) is the source of this 2613-nucleotide messenger RNA. It is a transcript of the gene VSTM2A, whose product is annotated as V-set and transmembrane domain containing 2A. The transcript has 5 exons. Bases 709 to 1419 code for a protein of 236 amino acids. The record is from RefSeq and is a predicted model, not a curated record. Lineage: Eukaryota; Metazoa; Chordata; Testudines; Dermochelyidae.